This is a messenger RNA of Ilex paraguariensis (yerba mate), 3393 nucleotides long. NCBI's taxonomy places the organism in Eukaryota, Viridiplantae, Streptophyta, Magnoliopsida, Aquifoliales, Aquifoliaceae. The record is from the annotation of a GenBank genome assembly.
AUGGUUGAAACUGUUCUGAUUUCUUUCUUUUCUUCUUAUAGUUCUAAUGCAAAUCCCCCAUUUUGGAUCCCCAUACAUAUUGUGAUCCCAGAGCGACCAACUGAGUGUACGGUGUUUAAUGUCAUAGCAGAUUCUCCUCGUGAUUCUGUUCAGUUUAUUGAAUGGUCCCCUACUUCUUGCCCUCGUGCCUUGCUAAUAGCUAAUUUCCAUGGGCGGAUAACUAUCUGGACUCAGCCUUCUCAAGGCACGGCUAAUCUGGUAAGAGAUGCUAGUUGCUGGCAGAGGGAGUAUGAGUGGCGGCAGGAUAUUGCAGUUGUUACAAAAUGGCUAUCAGGAGUGUCUCCAUAUAGGUGGCUUUCCUCGAGGUCCAGUAGUUCCACAAAGUCAACUUUUGAGGAGAAAUUCCUUUCACAGCAGCCACAAGCUCCAGCUGGCUGGCCAAAUUUUCUUUGUGUAUGUUCCGUUUUCUCAUCAGGCUCUGUUCAACUCCACUGGUCUCAAUGGCCGCCUAAUCAGAGUGGUGCAGGAUCAAAAUGGUUUUGUACGAGCAAAGGGCUAUUGGGAGCUGGGCCUAGUGGUAUUAUGGCUGCUGAUGCUAUCAUAACAGAUUCUGGAGCCAUGCAUGUGGCAGGUGUUCCAAUUGUAAAUCCGUCAACCGUUGUUGUUUGGGAGGUAACACCUGGCUCUGCAAAUGGAUUUCAAGCAACUCCAAAGACAAGUGUGAGCAACGGAGUUCCACCUUCACUUAAUCCUCCUUCUUGGGAUGGUUUUGCUCAUCUGGCUGCAUAUUUGUUUAGCUGGCAAGAGUGUUUGCUAUUGGAAGCCAAGCAAGGGAGAAAGCAGACAGAGCAAGAUUAUAGUGACAUUGUAGCACUUCAUUGUUCACCGGUUUCAAAUUUUUCUGCGUAUGUGAGUCCUGAGGCUGCAGCACAAUCAGCGACCACCACUACAUGGGGCUCUGGAGUUACUGCAGUUGCCUUUGAUCCAACUCGUGGAGGUUCUGUGAUAGCUGUCGUGAUAGUUGAGGGGCAGUACAUGUCCCCUUAUGAUCCUGAUGAGGGCCCUUCAAUUACAGGAUGGAGAGUUCAACGCUGGGAGUCGUCUCUUGAGAACGUUGUCCUCCAUCAGAUAUUUGGAAACCCCACUUCCAGUUUUGGUGGGCAGACACCCAAGCAGACAGUUUGGGUAAGCAAAGUGAAUAAAUGCAUUCCAGCAACUAAUGAUUUUAAAAGUCCCCAAGCAGCUGCUGCUGGACCAACUUCUGAUGGACGAAACACAUUCGAAUCUGGUGUUGAGAAGGGAAAGAGGGCCAGUUUUGAUCCCUUUGAUCUGCCAAGUGAUGUUAGAACUCUUGCUGGAAUUGUGUAUUCUGCUCAUGGUGGUGAGAUCGCUGUUGCUUUUUUACGUGGUGGGGUUCACAUUUUCUCGGGUGCAAGCUUUACACCUGUUGAUAACUACCAGAUCAAUGUUGGUAAUGCCAUUGCUGCUCCUGCUUUCUCUUCUACGAGCUGCUGUUCAGCUUCUGUCUGGCAUGAUACCAGCAAGGAUCGUACUAUACUGAAGAUAAUUCGUGUUCUUCCUCCUGCUGUUCCAAGUUGUCAAGUUAAAGCCAACUCUUCAAGUUGGGAACGUGCAAUUGCAGAGAGAUUUUGGUGGAGUCUUUUAGUGGGAGUUGAUUGGUGGGAUGCUGUUGGUUGUACGCAAAGUGCGGCUGAAGAUGGCAUUGUAUCCCUUAACAGUGUCAUUGCGGUGUUGGACACGGAUUUCCACUCUCUUCCUUCCACUCAGCACCGACAACAAUAUGGACCUAGUCUAGACAGGAUAAAAUGCAGGCUAUUAGAAGGUACAAAUGCUCAAGAGGUUAGGGCAAUGGUUCUUGAUAUGCAAGCCAGAUUGUUGCUGGAUAUGCUUGGGAAAGGAAUUGAAUCAGCUCUGAUAAAUCCUUCAGCUUUGGUAGCAGAGCCAUGGCAAGCGUCUGGUGAGACUUUAUCUAAUAUUGAUCUUGAAGCAAUGGCUGUUGACCCCGCGCUAGCAUUGAGCAUCCAGGCUUAUGUUGAUGCAGUCCUUGAUCUAGCUUCACACUUUAUCACUCGCUUGCGACGUUAUGCAAGUUUUUGUCGGACAUUGGCAAGUCAUGCUGUUACUGCAGGUACAGGUGGAAACCGAGGUAUGGUGACCAGCCCUACCCAAAGUUCCGCUUCUCCUGCAACAACUCAAGGAGCUCAAGGUGGUACUGCAAGUUCUGCUGGAAGCACUCAAAUACAAGCUUGGGUACAGGGAGCUAUUGCAAAGAUCAGUAGCACAGCUGAUGGAGUUCCCAAUUCAACCCCAAACCCCAUAAGUGGCCCUUCAUCCUUUAUGCCUAUAAGUAUCAAUACAGGAACUUUCCCAGGAACUCCAGCUGUCAGGCUUAUUGGGGACUGCCAUUUCCUUCACAGAUUAUGCCAACUUUUGCUUUUUUGUUUUUUCUUUCGGCGAGUUCAACUACCCCGUUAUGGUGGCGGUGCUCAAAGAAAUGCGGAUUCAUCUAUGCAAAAAUCUCAGCCUAGUGGCCCAGGCAAGGUGGAGGAAACCAACUCUGUUUCCACAAAACCCGCAUCGGCUAUGGUUAGGUCAGAAGACGUACAGGUUUCUCGGGCUGGUCAGGUUGGCACAGGAUCAAAAGGACCUGAAGAAGGUCCAGCUAGCCGGUCAAGGUUAGGCUUUGGCAAUGCUGGUCAAGGAUACACUUUUGAGGAGGUGAAGGUCCUGUUUCUCAUACUCAUGGAUCUCUGUCGGCGAACAGCAGGUCUGGGACAUCCAUUGCCAGUUUCUCAGGUUGGGAGCAGCAACAUCCAGGUCCGCCUUCAUUAUAUCGAUGGGAACUAUACUGUCUUACCAGAAGUUGUUGAAGCAUCUCUUGGUCCUCAUAUGCAGAACAUGCCCCGGCCAAGAGGUGCAGACGCCGCUGGUUUGUUACUACGUGAGUUAGAACUCCAUCCUCCUGCUGAAGAAUGGCAUAGACGGAAUAUGUUUGGUGGUCCCUGGUCUGAUCCAGAGGAUAUAAGUUCUCUAGAUGACACCCCCAGGCUUAGCAGUUCGAUAGAUCCAACUGACGUGACCUCAUCAGAAAACUGUGACGUUUACUAUGGAGCCCAUGGUUUGUGGCCAAGGAAGCGGAGGAUGUCUGAAAGAGAUGCUGCUUUUGGAUUGAACACUUCUGUGGGCCUGGGAACAUAUCUUGGUAUAAUGGGAUCUCGAAGGGAUGUUGUAACUGCUGUAUGGAAGACUGGGCUUGAAGGAGCGUGGUAUAAGAUUCUCCUAAUCUCAGUAUGGUAUGAUGCCUAUGAUGGCAACUAUGCAUAUAGGGAGGCUAAUAGUGUAGAUUAUGAUGGUAUUUGGGGCUUUCAAUAG